CGGGGCGCGGCGGGGCAGGCUCGGCGGAGCGCCGGCUCCAGCCUCGGGGCGCGCUCGCCCGGCCCCGGCGGCCCCUGCCCGCCCGCACCAUGCCGCGGCGGCGCGGCUGCCUGCCGCCGCUCCUGUGCGCGCUGGCCGCCCUCAGCCUGCCGCUGCUGCUGGCCGCCGAGCCCCGCGCCAAAAGUUGCUCCGAAGUGCGGAGGCUCUACGCCGCCAAGGGCUUCAGCCAGAGCGAGGCGCCCAGCCACGAGAUCAGCGGUGACCACUUGAAAGUCUGCUCACAAGGCUACACAUGCUGCUCUCAAGAAAUGGAGGAGAAGUACAGUCAGCAGAGUAAACAUGACUUCAGAAAUGCUGUCGUAGAGCUUAGCAAUCACCUACAAAACAUGUUUAGUUCCCGAUACAAGAAGUUUGAUGAGUUCUUCAAAGAGCUCCUGGAGAACGCUGAGAAGUCUCUGAACGACAUGUUUGUGCGGACGUACGGCCGGCUGUACAUGCAGAACUCGGAGCUGUUCAAGGACCUCUUUGUGGAGCUGAAGCGCUACUACGUGGGCGGCAACGUCAACCUGGAGGAGAUGCUCAACGAGUUCUGGGCGCGCUUGCUGGAGCGCAUGUUCCGGCUGGUGAACCCCCAGUACCACUUCACGGACGAGUACCUGGAGUGUGUCAGCAAGUACACGGAGCAGCUGAAGCCCUUCGGGGACGUGCCACGCAAGCUCAAGCUGCAGGUGACGCGAGCCUUCGUGGCCGCCCGCACCUUCGCGCAGGGCCUGGCCGUCGCCAGGGACGUCAUCGGCAAAGUGUCUGCGGUGAACCCCACGCCGCAGGGUACGCGAGCGCUGCUGAAGAUGAUGUACUGCCCACACUGCCGAGGUCUGGUGUCAGUGAAGCCCUGCUACAACUACUGCUUUAAUGUCAUGAGAGGCUGCUUGGCCAACCAAGGGGACUUGGAUGCCGAGUGGAAUAUCUUUAUGGAUUCGAUGCUGCUGGUAGCAGAGAGGCUAGAGGGACCUUUCAACAUUGAGUCUGUCAUGGACCCCAUUGAUGUGAAAAUCUCAGAUGCAAUCAUGAACAUGCAGGAGAACAGCAUGCAGGUGUCUCAGAAGGUUUUCCAGGGAUGUGGCCAGCCAAAAACACUUGCCCAAGGCCGGACUGCUCGCUCUGUCUCUGAAAGUGGAUUCAGCGCUCGUUUCAGACCGUACAACCCCGAGGAGCGACCAACAACAGCUGCUGGCACGAGCUUGGACCGACUGGUUACUGAUGUGAAAGAGAAGCUGAAACAAGCCAAAAAAUUUUGGUCGUCUCUCCCUGGCAACAUUUGCAAUGAUGAAAAGAUGUCUGUAGGCACUGUAAAUGAGAAUGAGUGCUGGAAUGGGAGCGCCAAGAGCAGGUAUGACUUUGCAGUGACUGGAAAUGGCUUAGCAAGUCAAGUGAAUAACCCAGAGGUUGAAGUCGAUAUUACCAAGCCAGACAUGGUGAUUCGUCGGCAAAUCAUGGCUCUACGGGUGAUGACCAACAAGCUGAAGAAUGCCUACAGUGGGAACGAUGUUGACUUCAUUGACAUAAGUGAGGAGAGCAGCGGGGAGGAGAGCGGCAGCGGCUGCGAGCUCCAGCAGUGCUCCCCGGAGUUCGAGUUCAACGCCACCGAGGUCACUGGGAACUCCAACAAGAGUGACAAGACCGUGAACACUUCUGCUGCCACCACGAAUGGUCUAUCACAAGCAGCCUUGCUCCUUAGUAUUUUGUUCUUGGCCAUGCAAAGACAAUGGAGAUAAUUG
Messenger RNA from Cinclus cinclus, 1778 nucleotides. RefSeq names its product glypican 4 (gene GPC4). NCBI's taxonomy places the organism in Eukaryota, Metazoa, Chordata, Aves, Passeriformes, Cinclidae. Gene Ontology annotation, biological process: regulation of signal transduction; cell migration; regulation of protein localization to membrane. The transcript has 9 exons. The coding region runs from base 90 to 1775 and encodes 561 amino acids. Gene Ontology annotation, cellular component: extracellular region; cell surface; plasma membrane. The record is from RefSeq and is a predicted model, not a curated record.